This is a messenger RNA of Polyodon spathula (Mississippi paddlefish), 1576 nucleotides long. Its product is annotated as MAP kinase-activated protein kinase 2. The coding region runs from base 358 to 1533 and encodes 391 amino acids. Gene Ontology annotation, molecular function: calcium/calmodulin-dependent protein kinase activity; calmodulin binding; mitogen-activated protein kinase binding. The record is from RefSeq and is a predicted model, not a curated record. Gene Ontology annotation, cellular component: nucleus; cytoplasm. The transcript is spliced from 10 exons. Gene Ontology annotation, biological process: cellular response to vascular endothelial growth factor stimulus; toll-like receptor signaling pathway; response to cytokine. Lineage: Eukaryota; Metazoa; Chordata; Actinopteri; Acipenseriformes; Polyodontidae.
GGACAGGGACAGGAGAAGUGGUUGAGAGCGUUAUUUAAUGCCGGGUGUGACUGAAUGAGUGUGUAUCUGUUUUAAAAGAUCGAGGAGCGAGGGGAGAGGAUUCAUCGCGUUUCCGAUCUCCCGAAGAAGAAGAAGAAAAAAAAAAAAAAAAAGUUACCAUUGGCGGGUAACCAGGAUUGACAAAAAAAAAGAUUCACGGAUCCUCUUUUUUCCAGAGUUUGAACCACGGUUUUCGCUGGCUGCUGUGGUUUGAAUUGCGUGUUGCCACCAGUGGCAGCGCUAGGGAUUGCAUUUAUCAGAAAUAAAGAAAGAGAAAGAAAGAGAGCGCUGCCUGGAAGCUUUCUUCCUGAAUCUACAAUGCUGUCGAAUACCCUGAAUCAGAAUGCGCCAGCUACAUUAUUUCCGACCCCGCAACAGCAAACAGCUCAGCAGCAAAAUACAACCCAGCCGGCGUUCCCUCCGCCGCUCCACGUCAAGCCAUUUCUGUACAUUAGGAAGAACGCUAUAACCGACGACUACAAGGUCACCAGUCAAGUACUAGGGCUGGGCAUUAAUGGAAAAGUUUUGGAGAUCUUUGCUAAGAAAACGGGAGACAAAUUUGCUCUCAAGAUGCUGCAGGACUGUGCGAAGGCACGCAGGGAGGUGGAGAUGCAUGCCCGUGCGUCGCAGUGCACCCACAUUGUGCGCAUCGUCGAGGUCUACGAGAACCUGUACCAGGGUAGGAAGUGCCUGCUGAUCGUCAUGGAGUGUAUGGAUGGUGGUGAAUUGUUCAGCAGAAUUCAAGACAGAGGGGACCAGGCAUUCACUGAGAGGGAGGCAUCGGAGAUCAUGCACAGUAUAGGAGAAGCAAUCCAGUACUUGCAUUCAAUCAACAUUGCACACAGAGACGUCAAGCCAGAAAACUUGUUGUAUACCACAAAAAGGCCAACCGCACUUUUAAAACUCACCGAUUUCGGAUUCGCCAAAGAAACCACGACCCACAAUUCCCUGGCUACUCCAUGCUACACACCUUACUACGUGGCCCCGGAAGUUCUUGGGCCAGAGAAGUAUGAUAAGUCCUGUGACAUGUGGUCCCUGGGAGUCAUCAUGUAUAUACUGCUCUGUGGGUACCCCCCGUUCUACUCCAACCACGGGCUGGCAAUCUCCCCCGGGAUGAAGAAGCGAAUUCGCAUGGGGCAGUACGAGUUCCCCAAUCCAGAGUGGUGUGAGGUGUCUGAGGAAGCUAAACAGCUGAUCAGACAUCUGCUGAAGACGGAACCCACACAGAGGAUGACCAUAACAGAGUUCAUGAACCACCCCUGGAUCAAUCAAUCGAUGGAGGUGCCACAGACUCCACUGCACACCAGCCGAGUGCUGAAGGAGGAGAAAGAUCUGUGGGAGGAUGUGAAGGAGGAAAUGACCAGUGCCUUGGCUACCAUGAGAGUCGAUUACGAGCAGAUUAAAAUCAAGACAAUAGAAGACUCCUCCAAUCCACUGCUGAUGAAGAGGCGCAAGAAGGCGAGCAACCCCCCGAUGCAAGCCCCCAGCCAUUGAGAAACCCCCCCACUCCCACUACCAUGAGAGACACACCAAGCAA